Messenger RNA from Scophthalmus maximus (turbot), 9463 nucleotides. RefSeq names its product AT hook containing transcription factor 1 (gene ahctf1). The coding region runs from base 218 to 8563 and encodes 2781 amino acids. The transcript has 40 exons. The record is from RefSeq and is a predicted model, not a curated record. Lineage: Eukaryota; Metazoa; Chordata; Actinopteri; Pleuronectiformes; Scophthalmidae.
UCUCACCGUGGAAGAAGAGUAGCGCUCCGCGCCGUGGACGUCUGGAGUCAAGAGCGUGUCGUGUCGGCCAGUCCCCGGGAUCGUCCUGAGGGCUUCACGCACGAGUCGUACUUUGAAAAGAGGCGGAUUAUGACACACGGGAGAAAGGAUCGGGAGACUUGUCAAGGAAAACAUUCGUGGCUCUGAUAAAGCCGCUAACGUCGUUGGACAGUGAAAAAUGCAUGACCUGACUGCCCAAGUCACCAGCAGCCUGCUGCCUUUCCCCGGAGUGACCGUGGACACUCUGGGGGAGGAUGAGAUCACUCUAGACUCAGUUCUUCAGGGGAAGUUCACUGUUGGGCGCAGCGGUCUGGCUUGGCUGGCGUGUGGCCCCCAUCUGGAGGUUGUCCAUGCAGUGACGGGAGAACGGCUGUCGGCAUACUGCUUCAGUGGUGGAGGGGAGCACCCACCCACCAUCCUUGCUGCCAGGGACUUCAGCUGGCUCAAACGGUCUGGCCUGCUGGUUGGCUUGGAGGAAGCAGAGGGGAACCUGUUGUGUCUCUAUGACUUGGGACUAUCAAGGGUGGUCAAAGCUGUGGUUAUACCAGGCAGGAUCACUGCCAUUGAGCCUUUAGUGAGUUAUGGUGGAGCAAGCAUUUCGACCCAACACCUUCACCAGAGUUUGCGCUGGUUCUUUGGCAUUGCUGCUGUGGUAACAGAUCUCGGUCAUGUUCUGCUUGUGGAUCUCUGUCUCGACGACCUGUCCUGCAGCCAGAGUGAACUGGAGCCUUCAGCCCUGCAGGUAGUGACCAAAUCUCCAGCCGAUAUCCCCAGGCUUAGAGAAGUCAGCACCAGACAGGGCAGACAUCUUUGUCUGCAACUGAAUGGGUCCAGUGGAGUUGGAGCCACAGCUCUGCAGUACAUCUCCAGGACCAACCAGCUGGCAGUGGGCUUCUCUAAUGGAUACUUACAGUUGUGGAACCUGAAGACUCUUAAGAAAGAAUAUCACUCCCAGUUAGAGGGGGGCAGUGUGGCCGUGUAUGCCUUCACCUUCCAAGAGCCAGAGAAUGACCCCAGGAACUGCUGCUACCUCUGGGCUGUCCAGUCUUCUCAAGACCUCGAGGGAGAUACUGUCAGCCUCCGCCUGCUUCAACUGGCCUUCAGUGAAAGGAAGUGUUUGUCUUCUGGGAAGAUCCUCUAUGAGGGUCUGGAGUACUGCGAGGAACGCUACAGUCAGGAGUUAAGUGGCACAGCUUUCCCUCUCAGGGCCCAGACCACCAACACCCGUCUGCUGAGUUGCCAAACCAUUGAGAAAUUCAGACCCCACCCUGACAGGGAUGACAGCAUGAACGAAGUUGCAUCUCCGGACACCAGCGUUUCCAUCUUCAGCUGGCAAGUCAAGGCCUAUGGUCAGGGAACCCCGUCUACCUACAUUGGGGUUUUUGACAUCAACCGUUGGUACCACGCACAAAUGCCAGACUCUUUAAGACUGGGGGAGUCUCUGCAAAAUUGUCCCUACCUGGCCGUCUGGUCUCUGGACCCAGUGAUACGGAUGGUGUCUCCACAUGUCCUCCUGGAUGUGUUGGUACAUGACCGCAGCCUGAGCAGGGGACUGCCCUUCACCUGUCCCCCACCAGAGCAAUACUUUAACCCCACCACAUACAACUUUGAUGCUACUUGCCUGCUCAACGCUGGAAUCGUGCACUUGACCUGCUCUGGUUAUCAGAAAGAGACCCUGAGCUUUUUGAAGAAAGCUGCUCCUUGUUCCAGUGAUGUCAUCUCCACCAGCUACUCUCGCUGCCUCAUGUCUGGCCUUAUCUCAUCUCGCCUGGCCGACACCCAGGCCUCCAGCCUCUCUCAGGAGGAGCAGCUGGAUGCCAUCUUGUGCACUGCAGUGGAGACCAGCUCCCUGGGACUGAUCACUGGCUGUAUCAAGCAGUGGACUGCAGAAGAACAACCAGGCUCUGCCUUGAACCUGCGCUACAUCCUGGAUUGGGCCUGGAACAAAGUAGUCCAGACCAAGGAGGAACUGGACGGCAUCUGUGCACCACUGUUUGACAGCUCUUCCAACUUCACUGACCCUCAGACCUUACAGCUGCUACAGCACAGUCAGAGACUGCUGAGUAACCUCAGCACCAUCUUCCACUGUCUGCUCAGUGAAGCUCAGGAGCUCACACAGAAAGGUCUGGUGGGGUUGAUAAACAAGAACAUGGUGUCCAUUCUGAUUUCCAAGUACGCCCAGGUGGUCCUCUGGUUCUGUCGUACCGGCUUACUGCCCGAGGGAUCAGAUGACGAUGCUCUCCAGAUCUCUAGGCCUUUCUACACCCACUCGGUCAUCAGCAACUAUUAUACUAUACGCAGAGAGGAGCUCACCAGGCUGGCCAAGGGCAAGUGGUGUGCAGACUGCCUGAUGAUCGAUGGUCUGGUUGCCCAUUGUGGUGAACGUUUGACCAACCUUUGGAAAAGGGAUGAGGGUGGUACGGGGCAGUAUCCACCACCUUCAUUGCAUGCCUUGUUGGACAUUUAUCUACUGGAAAACAUUGAUGAAACUGCCAAACAUGCAAUUGUGAUUUACCUGUUGCUGGAUGUCAUGCACUCCUUCCCCGACAAGGACGGAGCAUCAGUUCACUCUUUCCCCUCAGCUUUUGCCAUUCCUGUUGGGCUAGUGAAACUAGUACAGGGCCUCUGGCUGCUGGACCAUCACGGCCAUCAGAGUUCAUUUGAGCUGCUCCUGCACCCAGCUGCCUCGCAGUGUCAGUUUGACUGGCAGCACGAGCGCGUUCUUAACGCUCUCAUGUGCCAGGACCAGCACGCGAUCGCACUGCGAUAUUUUCACGUUACGAAACCCCUGAUUUCCUCCACCUCCCAAGCCAAACUCUGCCUGUCUGUACUGCUACACAACAGGUGUCUCAUAGAGGCAUGGUCCUUAGUUCGCCAGAACUCUAACCGCCUCAAUAUGGCCGAGCUGCUGGGCUUCCUGUACGAGGGCUGCCAGGAGCAUGGCCUCAUCAAGGAGCUGCUCAAACUGCCCUUGGGUCUAAGUGAACAGGAAUGUUUGGAGAAGUUUCUCAAGGGCACAGGGGGUCUCCAGAACAGAGAACUACUGAUGGUUCAUUACCUUCAACAGGCCAACUACAUACCUGCUCUGCAGCUCAACCACAGCCUUAAAAUGAAUAUGGUGAACGAGCGAGACCCAAAGCUGAAAGAACGAGCCAACACCAGGAACUCUAUAUUGGACCAGUAUGGGAAGGUUUUGCCCAGAGUCCAGAGGAAACUGGCAAUGGAAAGAGCCAAGCCCUACCAGCAUCCCUACACGGUUCACAAAGAGGUUUCUCGGCCGCAGCCUCUGUCGACUAUCACCAAGCGCUCUACCAGUGAGAAAGUGAUGUCCAGAGCUGGAUUUAUCAACAAUGUCCUGACCAAGAUUGAGGAGGUUUGGUCAGGCAAAGGCACAACACCACAGUCCUCUCCUGCCAAGAACUCCAGGGCAGCUGAUCUUCGGAGCCCCAGUCCCUCCUCCCUUCCUGAUCCCUUCCUCGGAACUCCUAUCACCAUGACCUCCAAACGAAAGUCAAGGCUGUUGGACUUGGUGGUUCACCCCUCCUAUCAGAGCCCUCAGCCACUCCCCAGACCCCCCAGCUCCUGGGUUUCUCCAAAGAGCACCAGCAAAGCGCCUGAACUCAGUUUACUGCAAACUCCACAGAUCGUCAAGCGAGCUCGGGCCUUGGCUGCCUCGGGCCCUGUGUUCUCAGCCUUUACGCCCCAUUCGAUACUCCGCAGCAGCCUGAGGCCCACGCCUGUCGCCACCCCCUCUGCCUCAGCCUCUCCGGCGCGCUCCAUCACCCCUCCGCUCCGCGGCAAAGAGAGCCGAAUCACUUUCAUCGAAGAGGCAGAGUCUCCUGAACCGGAGAAGGGCAUCCGAUGGACCAAUGGGAUCACAGCAGACAGUGAGAUUAACUUACUGACCAGGGGCUCCACACCGUCCAAGACUACAGGUAACACCUGGUCUGCUGAAAGGGAAGAGGAUGGAGAUGAGGAAGGGGAACAACCUCGUGUAAACUUCCUGCCUCCUGAAGGUGGUGUUCCCUCACCGCAGCUGAGAUUCUCUGAGAGCGAGUCAUCCUCCGUCCAUGAAGUAUCUGUAGAAACCCGACCAUCAGAUGCAAUGCAAGCUCGACUCAGCCUGAGCUUUGACACCAGUCGGACAUCUGUCCGGUCAACAGACACCACUCUUGAGUAUUAUGAUGCACCUCUAUCAGAUGAGCAGGAAAUAGAGGAGGGGCACACUGCCACAGAGGAAGAUGAGGAGGUAGUGACACUGAACAUCAAAGCCCUUCCUGGAAAUGAAGAAACAGAGGAAAAGCCCGCCGCAGCCACAGAGCAAACCCCUGUCCUGACACCAGAGAAUAGCGAGAAGGAAGAAGAGGAGGUGGAGGAAGACGAAACAUUUAAAGACAUUAUGGAGUUUGAUCUUGAACAGGAGGCUGAACACGAGGAUGAGAAGGAUGUUGAGUCGAGCAGCAAACAAGAAGAUGCUGCAAACCUUAAUCACGAGGAGAUAACCUAUCAAGUUUGUAAUCUGGUGACUGAGGUUACAGAUUCUGACACGGGGGUCGACUCUCAACCAGCAGAAGCCCCUGAACAGGACGUCCAGUCAGAGUUCACUGAGCAUCUGAAACCGACUGGAGACCUCGAGCAGACAAACGAACCUGAGGAGGAUCUGGAACAAUCAACAGCAGAUCUGACUGAUUUUGUGCAGCAGCAUCUGUUUGGCGACGAUCUGUCUCCUCCGCUCGUCCGCUCAGGAAUCCACAACGCAUCACAGACACACAUAUCAUUCAACAGCGAGUCACCAGGGGAGGUUGAAGAGGAGGAGCAGGCAGCUGUCGAACCUCCCCCAGUUUUCACCAGCCAGAAAUCUAACGCCUCCGUGACAUCGUCCGAGGCGACGGGCACAGACUCCCACUCUGUUGUGAGUGUAAACGAUAGUGAAGAACUUUCUAGCCCUGCGUCUGAGGAGGAGGAGGAGGAGGAGGAAGAAGACGAAGAGGAAGAAGAGGAGUCUGAUCAAGCCGAGGAGGAAGAGGACUCUGGUAGUGAGGUGGAGAUCAUUGAGGAGGUGCAAGGCAAUGGGAGGCUGCCACCCCUCCAACCCAGUUCAGUCUUUGUACAACAAGGGGACACACACUUCCUGCCAAGUCUGUCAGAGCAGGAGGCUGCAGAGUUCACCCUAAUCGCACCCGGGGCAGAGAUGAAGAUGGUAGAGGAGGACAUGGAGGGUGAAGUGGUGAUGGUGAGACUUGGGACUGGUGAUGGAGGGGUGGUUGCAGAGGAGGACGAAGAGCAGGGAUCAUCAUACAUGGAGCUCAAACCCUCUACCACUCUCCUGGUGCCCCUGGAGCUGGUGGAGGGGCAACACGGCCUGGUCGAGAGUGCUCAACUGGAUCUUCCCGACAUCCAGCAAACGGUCGCUCCAGAUGACGCAGCGACUGAAGCUCACUGCGCCUUCUCUCUGAUGCUGGACAUGGACGAGGACGGGAACAAAGAGGCAGACACGCUACCUAUGGAAACUGAUCUGGAGUCCUCCAAUCUCUUCACCCAGGCUCCAGUAGAGGAGGCUAGUGAGGAGCUUGUAGUCAAACCUGAAGUUAUUCUUCUGGGGACAGACGACCAGGAUAUGCCCCUGUCUGAAGAAGUCUCACAAGAUGACCAGAGGGAAGAGAUUCUUCUGGGGACAGACGUCCAGGAUACCGUCCUGUCUGAGGAAGUCUUACAAGAUGACCAGAGGGAAGAGAUUCUUCUGGGGACAGACGUCCAGGAUACCGUCCUGUCUGAGGAAGUCUUACAAGAUGACCAGAGGGAAGAGAUUCUUCACGGGACAGACGUGCAUGAUACUGUCCUGUCUGACGAAGUCUUUCAAAAUGACCAGAGGGAAGAGAUUCUUCACGGGACAGACGUCCAGGAUACUGUCCUGUCUGACGAAGUCUUUCAAAAUGACCAGAGGGAAGAGAUUCUUCACGGGACAGAUGUGCAUGAUACUGUCCUGUCUGACGAAGUCUUACAAAAUGACCAGAGGGUAGAGGUGGGCAGCCUGGAAAAACCUGAAGUUAUAAUUCUGGGGACAGAAGACCAGGAUACCGUCCUGUCUGGAGAAGUCUUACAAAAUGACCCAAGGGAAGAGGUGAGUAACCUGGAAGAACCUCAGGAUAAUAUUCUGGUUAGAGAGGACCAGGAAGCGCCCCUGUCUGAGGGAUUCUUAAAAGAUGACCAGAGUGAAGAGAUGGGCAGCUUGGAAAAACCUCAGGAUAUUCUUCUUGUGACCGACGACCAGGAAACCGUCCUCUCUGGAGAAGUCUUACAAAAUGACCUGAGGGAAGAGAUGUGCAGCCUGGAAGGAUCUCAGGUUAUUCUUAUUGGGACAAACGACAAGGAUAUGCCCCUGUCUGAGGAAGUCUCACAAGAUGACCAGAUGGAAGAGGUGGGCAGCCUGGACGGGAGUGAGGUGGAUGGGUUGACAGAAUCUGAAGCUGUGGAACUCCAGACAGACCAACAGGCUGAAAACACUGGCACAAUUCAGGAGACUGAAGAAGCUAAUGAGCAGAAGGAUUCUGAGUUGGUUAUGGAGACUGAACAUCAUGAGCCUGCAGCUCUUUCUGCACCAACUCCAGUGAGAGAACUGGCAGCAGUUGUGGAUGACGACGAGUCUGAGGCAAAAGAACCCGCUCCUGAUGAGGAGCCAGAAGAGGAGGAGGCUACACAUGCACCACCUGCUGAGGACCAGGAAGAACCUGAAGAGAAUGGGCCCGUUCGUAUAGACACAGAUAUGGUUCCUGUUGUGGAGGAGGAGCUGCAGGACAGCAGAGCCUCAGCGAUGACCGAGGAGCAUAACGGAGAAGAAAGUACAAAACAGAAGGAAAAAACAAGGAUGACCAGGGGAAGAAAAGAUAAAACAGUUGAAGAGACAUCGUUUAAUCAGAUCAUGAGCUCAAAUAGUGACACAGAGGCACGGCCUGUACCACAGACCCCAACCUCUCAGAGGAAGAAGGCUCCUUCCACCCCGACACUGAGGAUCACAAGAGGGAGGAGGACUGUCACCUUUAUCUCUCCUCUGCCAGAGGAGCCAGAGGAGGAUAUGAAAGUGGAGGAGUCAGAGAUGAGGGUGGCCCCUGCCUCACCUCGUCGUACACCCAGAAAAAGUCAAGUCCAAGCCGGCACACCUCGAAGAAGCACCCGCAAAGCUCUGCCAGAGCCUGCUGGAGACGACGUUGAAGCGGAGGAGGAGGGCGUGGAUAAAACUACCAUAGCUGCAUCAGCCUCCAAGGCCUCCUCUCCAUCCAGACGGGUUUCCCAGAGGGCCCCUUCAACAAGAACCAGCCAAAGGAUGCGGACUGGCGGUAAGGAGGUGUCUGAAGUUGAACUGCAAGAGGAGGAGCAGGACCAAGAGGAAGUGGUCACACAUAUCAAAAUUGGUCGAAGAACAGGCUCAAGGACUUCCACCCCGGCCAAACGCAGCACCACUCAGGGAAACACUCCAAGGAGGUCCAGCCGGAGGAUACUGAGCAGCAGUGAGGUGGAGUCCACAACGUUAGAGAACCUGGAAGAGGAGAACGAACCAGAGGCUUUUGCUCCACCUGUCAAACGCAGCUCCAGAAAGAUGAAGACGGAGCCGUCAGAAAUGCAGCCGGCGCUGCUUGAGGAGGAGGUGGAGGGGAAAAGACAGCAGGUUUCUAGUCCUGGCAGGACGACUCGACAGUCCAACCGGAUCACUGUCGAUGUUUAUCCACAAGUGAAACUGGUUCCUGUAUCACUUCCUCAGAGUGCUAGAAAGACUGGACAAGUGACAAUUACUGAAAACAAAAUCCAGAGUGAAGAAGACCUACACGAGUCUGAACACAACAGCAGUGCCUGUCACACCAAAACCCGCCGACCAACGAGGAUCAAACUCUGGGACCAUCCAGAGGAAGAUCUGCCCUUACUGGACUCUCCGCUGGAGGUGGAUUCUGAAACUCCGGUCGCAGACGCCCUCAUCAAGAGACUCCAGGAUGAGGAGGAGAAGCAUGAAGGAGGAGUUGUCGUCUCAAAGAUGGUGAGGACCAGCAAGAGGAGUAUGAAGUCAUCAGCGGAGCAAGUUGACGGCCUGGUCACCGAACCCGCAGAGGACGAGUCCAGUCCAGGCGAGCACUCAAUCAUCUACUCCCCCUCACGGAGAAGAACAAGAGCCCGUAGAGCAGAGUCUCCUAAACCGAGUGACGAGGCUGCAGUACCUGCCACUCGCAGCAGGAGAAGAGUGAACGACGUUGCUCCUCAGGAUGCUUCAGAAGAAGAUGAAGUGGAGAAAGCAGCAGGUGUUUCUAAAACUAAAAAAACAGGCCGACAAACAGCCAAAUCUAAAGGCGUCCUGGAGCCCCCUCCCGUAGCAGAGGUGGACCUGCUCUCGCCUCUGCCCAGCCCACUCGAACCGCACCCGCGAACGCAGAAGAGGGUCAAAGGAGGAGAGGUCCCGACCUCGAGCAUGAACCUUCGACGCAAACGCAUAAUGGACACCGUUUUCACUAAACCCGUCACCCGGAGAAAGAAACUAUGAGGAGGUCGACGGUGUCUUUAACCGGCGAACCUCAGGCAGCCACCGAUUCAACACUUGAACCAACUGGGUUUGAAUCGCAGGACUGAACUCGUGACGGCUCUGCGUCCUCAGAGGCCUCAAAGCCUCGCAAGUAUCCUUUGUAUAUUGACUUCCAAUGUAGGACAACAAAAUAAAAGCAACGAGAGGACUAUAUUUUUGGAGUUUCCUUGUCCCGCUCGUACUAACUUGUUGUCACUUGAUAUUGUAUCUGUGGCCAUUUUGUGACGCUCUUUGUAGACGGCUUGAUUCUCUGGGCACAGAAACGACACAGGGGUCCGCAAUCAGUGAGUGUUUUUAGAAGCUCCCGCUAUUAAAACCAGAGAAGACUGAACCCAACUUGCCUCGGAUAAAGAGGUUUUAUUAACAUUCUCUUUUUAAGUUUUGUUGUUGAUAUUGUUGUUUACUUUUAAGAUUUUGAGGCCUGGUGUUUUUUUUUUCUAUUUUAGAAGAAAAGCAACCCAACCCAGUGGGGAUGAAACAUUUCUACUGCUGGAUUUGUAUAUAGUAUUUUGCUAUGUUCCAAAUAAAGUUAAUAAAUAAAUCCUUAAGAAUAAUUGUCACGUUGCAUUUGAUCAUCCGAUCAGGCUGCCUAUGCCAUCGUCUUAGAAAUUCACUUGAUUUGGAAGUUUUUCUGUGAAAGAGAAUAACUUCCAGUGUGACUGUUUUUGUACGUCAUUGGGAUGUUCAAUAUUGUGAAAGAGGGUGGAGUUUUUGAACUUGUUUUGGGACGUGUUGAUAUGCUUGUUUACCUGAAUUUAUGGUUAACACCCUCAGUCACAGAGGCUAUUUUCUGAUGAAUGUAUGUAGAAUGUCUUAUUUUUGAUUGCUCUUUGAUAAAUAUGGCGAAGCUUGAAUACCUAA